AUGCUACACUUACCAGAAACCAUGGCCGCUUGGCCGUGGCCUCGGCGCAUCAAUCCUUGUUAUGAGGAGGUAGCGGCAGAAUCGAGCGCAUGGCUCCGUAGUUUCAAAGCAUUCAGCCCAGCAUCGCAGUAUGCCUUCGAUAGAUGCGAUUUUGAACAUCUGCGAACAGGAUGCGAUUUGAUGAAUCUAUUCUUUGUCAUCGAUGAGUACACGGACGUCGAGGAUGCAAAAACUUGCCGAGAGAUGGUGGACGUCAUCAUUGACGCACUAAACCACCCGCAUGACCCGCGUCCAGAAGGAGAGGUUGUUCUUGGGGAGAUCGCGAGACAGUUUUGGGAAUUGGCAAUCAAGACGGCGAGCCUGACCUCACAACGCCAUUUCAUCGAGAGCUUCACCGCAUAUCUCAACUCGGUCGUUGUACAAGCGGUCGAUCGUGAGCAAGACACAAUCAGCACGGUUGAAGCGUACCUGAAGAAUCGACGAGAGAAUAUCGGUUCUCGUCCGUCGUUCUGCCUUAUCGAACUCGCGAUGGAGAUACCCGACGAGGCAUUCUACCAUCCCACCAUGGUUGGGCUCGCCACUUAUAUCACUGAUCUCCUGGUACUAGACAACGAUAUUGUCUCCUAUAAUAAGGAACAAUCAGUUGGGGACGAUCGUCAUAACAUCCUGACCAUCGUGAUGCGUCAGUUCAACGUCGACCUCUACGGCGCAAUGGCAUGGGCGGUGCAAUAUCAUGAAAAGGUUGAGGCUGCUUUCAUCGACGGAUUGAAGAGGAUUCCUUCUUGGGGAGAACAGAUAGACGAGCAGGUAGAUGAAUACGUCCUCGGCCUAGCAAAUUGGCUGAGGGCCAACGAUUGCUGGAGCUUUGAGAGCGGGCGUUACUUCGGUAAUAAGGGACUCGAAGUACAGAAAACCCGCUACGUGCCGGUGUUGCCCAAAGUUAAGCAAAAGUCUAGUUUACACAGAGAACAAGUUGUUGUGCCAUUAGUGGACUUGUAG
Molecule: messenger RNA, 999 nt
Organism: Laetiporus sulphureus 93-53
Lineage: Eukaryota; Fungi; Basidiomycota; Agaricomycetes; Polyporales; Laetiporaceae
Product: terpenoid synthase
Exons: 4
Coding region: 1-999 (332 amino acids)
Source: RefSeq, a predicted model, not a curated record